GUAGCAAUUAGUGUCUCUGAAGAUCCUUUGAUUGGUUACUAUGUUGAUGUUGGAGGAGAACAACUAUGGAUUGAUGUUUUGUAUGCUACACUCCAACAUGGACUUGCACCUGUUUCUUGGACCGAUUAUCUUUAUCUAACGGUUGGAGGAACACUCUCAAAUGCUGGAAUUAGUGGCCAGACGUUUCGUUACGGACCUCAAAUCAACAACGUUCAUGAAUUGGAUGUCAUUACUGGAAAAGGAGAUUUUGUAACAUGUUCUUCUGAAAAGAAUUCAGAGUUAUAUAACAGUGUUCUUGGAGGUUUAGGACAAUUUGGAGUUAUAAGUAGAGCAAGAAUUUCUCUUGCGCCAGCUCCCACAAUGGUCAAGUGGAUGAGACUCAUUUACAGUGACUUUUCAGCUUUUACCAAAGAUCAAGAAAGAUUAAUCUCAAUGAAUGGAGUAAAAUUGAACUUUUUGGAAGGGAUGGUGCUAAUGCAACAAGGUUCCAUAAAUAAUUGGAGAUCCUCUUUCUUUCCUCUAUCUCAUCAUUCAAGAAUAGCUUCUUUAAUAUCUACACACAACAUUCUCUACUGUCUUGAUUUGGCUACAUAUUAUGAUCAUCAAUCUGACAAAAUGGUGGACAAGGAGAUUCAAGUUAUGCUUCAAGGACUAGCUUAUAUUCCUGGAUUUCACUAUGAGAAAAAUAUUUCAUAUGUUGAAUUCUUGAAUAGAGUCCGAAGUGGAGAAUUGAAGCUUCAGUCACAAGGAUUGUGGGAUGUUCCUCACCCAUGGCUUAAUUUGUUUAUACCAAAAUCUCAAAUAUUGGAUUUUAAUUCAGGUGUAUUUAAGGAAAUAAUGCUUAAAAGAAACAUCACUAAUGGAAUUGUCCUCGUUUAUCCCAUGAAUAAAAACAAGUGGGAUGAUAGAAUGUCAGCAAUUACACCAGAAGAGGAUGUUUUCUACACAGUUGGAUUUUUACACUCAGGUGGAUUUGAUAAUUGGAAAGCAUAUGAUGCUCAAAACAAAGAAAUUUUGAAGUUUUGUAGUGAUGUUGGCAUUAGGGUUAAGCAGUAUCUUCCCAACCACAAUAUACAUGAAGAUUGGAAAAACCAUUUUGGUAGUAAAUGGAAGAGUUUCUUAGAAAGAAAACAUGAGUUUGAUCCUAGAAUGAUUUUAUCACCUGGACAAAAAAUCUUCAACAACAAUUAUUACCAAGCGUUUUAA
Molecule: messenger RNA, 1206 nt
Organism: Vicia faba (fava bean)
Lineage: Eukaryota; Viridiplantae; Streptophyta; Magnoliopsida; Fabales; Fabaceae
Source: the annotation of a GenBank genome assembly